Beta vulgaris subsp. vulgaris (sugar beet) is the source of this 764-nucleotide messenger RNA. RefSeq lists its product as uncharacterized. The record is from RefSeq and is a predicted model, not a curated record. Lineage: Eukaryota; Viridiplantae; Streptophyta; Magnoliopsida; Caryophyllales; Amaranthaceae. The coding region runs from base 132 to 476 and encodes 114 amino acids. The transcript has 4 exons.
UUUCGACAAUCUGUUCCCCAAUUAUCUACAACAUGCAAUCCAAUUUUGCUCUUUGUUGCUGAAUCAAAGUUGUAGAUCAUUCGAGCUAAUGAAUUUGGGCACAAAAAUCACUUGAUUUGGAGUUCAGAGCUAUGAGUUAUGGUCUUUUUGUAGAUCACUUCGAGCUAAUGAAUUUGAGCACAAAAAUCGCUCAAUUUGGAGUUCGGAGCUAUGAGUUACGCCUUAAACAAGUUCAGCACUACUGCUGUAUCUUAUGUUGCGCUGCUGCCGUGAUUGGCUUGCUUGCCUUGUUGCUGUCAUUAUUUUGGUAUUCCUUUACAUAUGAAGGUCGAUGUUGGAGUAUGUAUAUGGAGAUAAUUUAUGAAGUUCGAGCUAUAGUUGGUUAUCCAGAAUGUCGAAUUAUUGGGAAUCGUGUAAAGAGUUCAUUGUUAGUGAUUUGCAGGGUUGAUGUCGAGGUCGUGGAAUAUGAUUAUUGAUCAAGAAGAAGAGUUUUAUGCUAUGAAAUGGUGGGCUGAGGUUAAAGUUAGAUGUUUUGUUUCAAAGUAUUCGUAAUCUGUUAUUUGAUUUUCAAGUUGUUAUAUUGUGGGCCCCUAUCCCACAGAUCCAGGAUCGUUUUUAUAGGUUUUGUUUCCGCUGUAAAUAAAUGCAAAUUCGAGGUUUGUUAAGUGUUGAUUGUGUUUUGUGUAUCUUAACUGUGAUUAGUUAGCAGCUCGGAAGUGCGGGCUGUUACAGGUGUGAAUAAAUGUAAAUUCGAGGUUUGUUAA